This is a messenger RNA of Centropristis striata (black sea bass), 2772 nucleotides long. Its product is annotated as crystal protein. Lineage: Eukaryota; Metazoa; Chordata; Actinopteri; Perciformes; Serranidae. The record is from RefSeq and is a predicted model, not a curated record. Gene Ontology annotation, molecular function: cholinesterase activity. The transcript is spliced from 8 exons. The coding region runs from base 1 to 1836 and encodes 611 amino acids.
AUGGGGAGCUGGCACUGUUUGCUGCUGGUGUGCACACUGAGUUUAGUGCUAGCCUCUGGAGAGGCGACGAAAAAUGAUGAUGACAUCGACCUUGUCAGCUUCCUGAGAAGUAUCUACCCUGGGCUGCCAGUGAGAGAAGAGCCGUUCAUCAUCAAAAAAGACUUUGAGAUAAACUCCCUCAAGGAGCCGGCAUGCCCUGAGGUCCUCUCAAUCACAGAGCAAACCAAGGUAAAACCAGUCAAUCAGGAUACAAGCGGGGCUCCUGGACCGGUGGUGUUCACCAAAGAUGGACAGAUCAAGGGGAUUACCGUGGACAAAGCCCAUAUAUUCUAUGGGAUACCAUAUGCAGACCCCCCUGUUGGUGCUUACCGCUGGAAGCCCCCCAGACCUGUGAGUCCUCGGCCAGGGGUUUAUGAUGCUUCCUUCCCCAGGGCGUCAUGCAUGCAGGCUUGCAGCGGACCCAUCACUGAGGAGUGUCCUCGAAUAGUCAGUGAGGACUGUCUCUACCUCAACAUCUUUGUCCCUCUGGAUGUGAACUUCAGCCGCCCUGUGGGGAGCCCACUGCCUGUCAUGGUGUGGAUCCAUGGUGGGGAUUUCAUAGCUGGCUCUGCCUCCAAACCACUGUAUGAUGGACGCUUCAUCAGUAACUUCACCCAUACUAUUGUUGUAAGCCUGGAGUACAGACUGGGUGCUUUUGGGUUCCUUGUGUCGGGCAAAGACCUUCACUCCUCAGCUGCAGGGAAUUAUGGUAUCUUGGAUCAGCAGGCAGCUCUUCUUUGGGUCCAACAGAACAUUGCAGUGUUUGGAGGUGAUCCUGGCAAGGUGACAAUAUUUGGGGAGAGUGCAGGUGCUCAGUCUGUGAGUCUUCAUCUGAUGAUCCAGAGCAGCAAGCCUCUGUUUAAACAGGCUGUACUGCAAAGUCUGCCCUUCUCCAUCCCCCUGAAGACCAGACACGACGCCCUGAAGCUGGGAAAAGACUUUGCUAAACAGACCAACUGCUCUGUGAGCGACAUCGUCUGCCUGCUGUCUCUCACUCCACAGGCCGUCCUGGCCGCCCAGAUGAAAACAAGUUCCAAGAUUGUGAACCCAUUCAGGUUCCUGGAGGUUUUUGAGACGUGGGGUCCGCAUAUCGAUGGGGAGUUAAUAAAAGAGCAAGCUGUCACUGCCUUCCAGAAGGGCCACUGGCAAAAAGAGAAGUCAGUGCUGCUGGGUACAACCUCAGAGGAGGGGGUGAUCUUUGCAUAUGGUGUCUUCAACAAGCCGGUCUCUGCAGUUGAGAGCACUGUGUACAUCACAGCCAUCUUUAAACAACAUGCACUGCGGAUCCUGCACAAGUACCUGCCCCUCUACAGAGACGCUGACCGCAGAGAUAUGCUUGCUCAAAUCGUCACCGACUACGUCUUUCUGUGUCCAUCCAGGAGGUCGGCGCGUGCUGGCACAGCAGCAGGCAGCGAGGUGUGGAUGUACGUGUUUGACCAUGUGGCUUCAGACCAUCGUAUAUGGUCAGGUCUGAAAUUCUGCUACAAGCAUGUCUGCCAUGGUGCCGAGCUGCCCUUUCUCUUUGACUCUGCUUCUGUGGCCAACUUCACCCUGUCAGUUCCCGAGAAGCUGCUGUCCAAUCGAAUGCUUUGCUACUGGGGAGCCUUUGCCCACACUGGUGACCCUUCCUUGCGGGCACAACAGACAACUUUCUGCCGGGAGCAGCGUCUGCCUGUUUGGCCGCGCUAUUCCGACACCAGCAGCUGGCUGGUCAUGAACCUUACAGUGCGUUCACAUGCACAAGUGGGAACCAGGGACCAUAUAUGCGACUUCUGGGACCAUCUGGGUAUCUAUUAGUGCGGAAAGGCUGGGCAGGAAGGGUUUUGGGUUCCUUUGAAUUGAAAUAGUAUCAAUGCAUGCUGUUCUCUUUGUUCCUGAUAAUGUAAACUCAGUCACAAUAUUUUAAUCGCUACAAAGCAGCAAUUACUUAAAUAAAUCGUCAGCUUUUAGAAAGGAAAUGCAAUUUCUAUCUCUCUAGCAACAAAGCUAGCAGUGCACAUCAACUUUUCAAACUUACAAGAAUGAUCAGCAUUCUGUCAUCAUCUAUUGAUCGCCAGUAGGAAUUGAAUCUCUGGCCAAAGUCCCACUGUUAUCCCUUUAACAUGAAAAAGUAUUUCCAGGUACAUUAAGGUGAAGGUGAGUUUGCUUGUUAAAAAAUAUUUUAACCUCAGUAAAAAAAAAUACUCUUAUUGUAAGUUUUAUGAUGCAAUAUCAUGAAAGUACAGAGACAAGGAAAACUGGACAGGGUUUGGGGGAAAAUUACAGAAAGAACUGGAGUUUCAGUUUUGAUAUUUGUUCUUAGCUAGAUAGCUGUGUACUAGCUGUUUUGAACACAAUAAACCAAAAAUGCAAAAGUAUGGCAAUAAUGUGCCUCACAUUAAACUUGAACACACCUUUAGAAUGGACCCACCCUCAAAGCCUCAAAAGAUGAGUUCUAUGAGAUAAUAAAUUGUCAGGUCAAAGCUAGACAAAAGGUGGUGGGACACUAGCUAAGAAUAAAACCUUAUUCAUAGUGCUGUGAAAGGCUCUGGUCCCUGUUUCCAAUAUCAAAUCAAAGUGUUGAAAAAGCUAAUAAUGUGAUGUUUUUUUGUCAUUUAAAUACUUCUGUUAGCUGUACUUUGUACUUAAAUUCAUUGUUUGAAACAAGUACCAGUCUUCUUAUUGCCUGUUUAAAAAAGUCUGCAAUUGAUAUAAUAAAGUUGUAUUUUGAUUUUCUUCCAGUUGUCCUAUAUU